Molecule: messenger RNA, 405 nt
Organism: Brugia pahangi
Lineage: Eukaryota; Metazoa; Nematoda; Chromadorea; Rhabditida; Onchocercidae
Source: the annotation of a GenBank genome assembly
AUGAAAUAUCAUAUUGAUAAUCUCGAGAAAUCAGAUAAUUCAUGGCAUUCUAAAUUAGCAGAUUUUGAUAAUUGCUCAAGAAAAACCGGAUUUGACAGGAAGAAAAGUAUUAAAAAUGUUGCAGUGCAAACAAUUCAUUUAGAAUCAGACAAUGAUUUUUUGCCUAUGUUUACACCUCUUCUACUAAAAGAUAUUGAAGAAAAUAUGAAAGAAAUGAAUAAAAAAGAAGCUAUUUACACAAUUAUACAAACACAUUUGGAAUUAAUCAAAAGACAAGCAAAACGUGAAAAACGUUUGCUGCAAGAAUGGAAUUCUGCUAUUAGCGAUUUGGAAGAACGAUGUGAGGUAGUCAGUUUUGAACGAUUGAAAUUACUUCUUCGUAGUAAUAAUUAUUCGUAUGCUUGA